UCAGGCCGCCCCCGAUUUCCGAUCUUCGAGGAAAGAUGAGCGCCUCACUCGCCAGUAGAGCCGCCGCUCUCCUAGUCCCACAGACGCAGCCGCCGUCAUCGUCGACAUUGCCAUCGCCAUCCUCGUCGCCGUCUCCACCACCUUCGUCGCAGUCCUCGGACUCCCUGCAACAACGAAAAGCCCCGGUGAGACAGUUCGCACCGAGUUUCGGAAGCAGCAGGAGUCUCACCUUAUCGCUGAAACGACCCGCCGAGGUGACUGUGCCGGAGGAAGAACCGCCGCUCAAACGAGCCGCUAUUCCCGACGAAGCAACACGUCGGACUACUGAAGCAAGGCGAGAAGACGCCGACGGAGAAACGGGAGACGAAACGACGCCCGAGAUGAUGCCAGCCCUCACCCGGAUCCCAUCUGCCUCUUCGACCCUGCCGCGGGUCCAUCGCCUCACCUUGCGCACCGUCACAGCGCCGGGUCUCGAUAUAACCCGACUGGGUGACGUCAGGGCGAUGACGACCCUGGUGUGCUGCGAAGUGUCGGCCGGGCGGCCGCGCGACGGCCUCAAACUCGCGCUGAACAGGAGCCUGAGCGAACCGGGCCCGCCGACGGAGCACCUCGGCGCCUCGACGUCGCUCUACCCGACGCUUCCGUCGCCCUGCAGCGCCCCGCCUAAGCGGUGCAAGAUGGAGACCGUCAGCCUCCCGACGAGCCCCUGCGCCGAGAGCGGGACCCUGCAGCGGUCCCUCGUCCUCCAGCACGCGGUCGCCCUGGGCCCCGGGGAGCUGGCCCGCCGGCUGGAGAGGAACAACGCCGGGGGCCUUGUGCUGCUCGAUUGCCGGCCCUUCAUCGCCUACAACGUCAACCACAUACGAGGGGCGAUAAACAUCAACUGUUCGGACCGCUUCAAUCGGCGCCGACUCCAGCAGGGAAAGGCCACCCUUGCCGACCUGGCGACCGCCCGCGAGGGCAAGGAGUUGCUGAGGAAACGGUCCUUCAAGGAGGUCGUCGUCUACGACGACUCCACCGCUGAUCUGGAGCAUCUGCCCGUCCAGCAUCCCCUUUUUCUCGUGCUCACCGCCCUCGUCGAAGACAACAGGGAGCCUGCUUUGCUUCUCGGUGGUCACAAAGAAUUUCACAGGCGGCACAGAGAGCUCUGCGAAGACACGCUACUUCCGCCGAGUGGUUCCGCCGCCGCAUCUUCCGCGGUUAGCGGAUGUCCGAGUCCCGGACCGGGAUGCCCGAUGCUGGGUGGACCGCCGACGCCGCAGCCCGCCGACAUAGACAACCACCCCGCGUCGAGGGUGUUGCCGUUCCUUUACCUCGGCAACGGCCGCGAUGCGGCCGACCUCCAGCUCCUCAGAGCCCUCGGGGCUACCCGCGUUCUCAACGUCACCUCCCAGCUUCCUGGGUACCACGAAGAACGCGGGAUCACCUACCGCCAAAUACCCGCCUCCGACUCCGGCCACCAAAACCUCAAACAGUACUUCGAGGAGGCCUUCGACUUUAUCGAAGAAGCGCGUAAAACCGGAAGUAGCGUGCUGGUGCAUUGUCAGGCGGGAGUAUCGAGGAGUGCGACGAUAGCGAUAGCGUACAUAAUGCGUCACAAGCAGAUGUCGAUGGUGGAGGCGUACAAGUUGGUGAAGAUGGCGCGGCCGAUAAUAAGUCCGAACUUAAACUUCAUGGGACAGCUUUUGGAGCUUGAGCAAGGUCUUCGGGCAGCCGGUGGAGUCGGAGCGCCUCAAGAGGAACCGAAGAGUUGCCAUCAAUGCAGAUGGAGUCAUCAGCAGAACAGCGAGGAGGUAACGUCGGGCUGCAGCGUAUGAGAAUAUAAGCUGCGUUCGGGGCUUGUUUUCGAAGGGAACACGCCGCCUCGAAUUAUUGAACAAAUCUUACAGUUACUGCACAUGGCCGCUUAAUAAGAGUUAAGAGACGACGGUGAUUUGGACAGGGAGUGGUACACGUGACGGAUGAUCGGGAGUGGGAGUACGAGAUGAGAGAAUCUAAUAAUAAGAGAAACGAGGGGAGAAGAAGAUUAUAAAGAGAACGAGGGAGGAGUGGAGUGAAGGAAAAGCGUCAGAACUACCUUACCUUAAUAUACCUACAUGAACUACAUAUCCGGGAUCGCGUUUGUGCGAAAAACGCUAAACCUUGAGCUAAAUAUGUGCCUUGUUCGCCUAAGAACCGAAAGGCUGAUCACUAUUAAUUUAUUAGCGAGAAAGCGAGUAUAUGUGAAAGACAAAAAAAUAAAGAGGAAAAAAUAAACGAUUGGAAGAAGUGACUAUAUGGGGAGAUGGAAGAACCACAUUUGCCUUCUAGAUAACAAGAUACAAGAUACAAGAGACGAGAUUGAAAAAAAGGAAGAGAGCGAGAGAGAGAGAGAGAGAUAUAAAGGGGCGAUUGCGUGCGUGUUUAAAGUAUAAUGUGAGUGACGUAUCACGCGCGCCAAGACGCGUUAUACCUUAUAUGAUAAUAUGUAAUUUAUUGAAUGAAAAAUGAUACGAGGAAGAGAAAAGUUGUAAGAGAAAUAACGUAGUGAAAAAUAGAAAACGAUUACUGAAGUCUGUUCAAAAAAUGGGAAAAAAAACAAAAAAAAAAACAAAACAAACAAAAAAAAAAGAUUACCAAGUAAAAUAUUUUUUAAAAGUAAAUUAUGUUUGGUAUGUGAAAUGAAUGAUUGCAACACCACCAAUUGUGUCAAUAGACGGUGACACAAAAGAAGGGUAGCCAAAACGGUGCAGCGGUGUGGCUGCUGUACGAUUAGAUUCGUGAUUGAGCAAUCAAAAAAGUUCAGAAAGAUUACUAGGAUCAUUUGAUUUUUGGCAGAAAUUAGAGUUCGGAAAUAUAGACGUCAAUUACGUUUAGAUAUUUUUCCAAACCGAUGGAAUUCGUGAAAAUCCAGAAGCACAUUGAAUUCCUCAAUUGAAAUUCAUAAAUCAUACUUUUACACGAGCUUCGACCCGUUUUCAUGACGAAUAUUUCCUCACUCUGAUUCUAAGCCGAAAUUUUUUUCUUUGAUACUUUCUAAAAGAUCGAUCAAACCAAUUCGCAUUUCGCAAACACACCGUACUAAAAAAAUUUAAGAAAGGGAUUAAUUAUAUGCAGAGGUACUUAUUGAUAAUUAUAUUGUUAUAUACGUAGAAAGAUGUGCCAGUUGAACAAAGCUUCUACCUGCUGCCACGAAUCGUUACAGCUACAAUACAU
Molecule: messenger RNA, 3195 nt
Organism: Diprion similis
Lineage: Eukaryota; Metazoa; Arthropoda; Insecta; Hymenoptera; Diprionidae
Product: dual specificity protein phosphatase 10
Exons: 5
Coding region: 36-1817 (593 amino acids)
Biological process (GO): protein dephosphorylation; negative regulation of MAPK cascade
Cellular component (GO): cytosol; cytoplasm
Molecular function (GO): MAP kinase tyrosine/serine/threonine phosphatase activity; protein tyrosine/threonine phosphatase activity
Source: RefSeq, a predicted model, not a curated record